AUGCGUUUCCAGCCCGCUGCUGCUUUCGCUAUUCUAGCGGUCACCACCGGUAUCGCAGCACCGCUUAGCUCCUCCAAAGCCUCCAUCGAUCAAGUCGACGUCGACGUCCAAGAGAGGAAUUUGCAGGACCUUUCGUCAGCUGCAGAGGACGUCACUGGGCUCGUAAAACGUAUCGAAGGGUAUUACGACUUCAACUUUGCAAGCACAUUCAGAGGUGCCAAGCACCCGGUCAACGGCGUCAUCUUGUCUAUGGUCUACAGAGCGGGGAGCCUCUUUGUCACCAUGCACAACACCCUGACUCAGGACAUUUCUGCCUACAUUUCAGAAGUCACCCAGGGCGGAGACAUUAUGGCCGUAGCGGUGGAGGCCGGCAAGACGGUCGAGUGGACUCUGAAGCUGGGCACGGAUUUCGUCCUGGGGGACAUAGGCAAGUUCUCCUGGAAGACGGACUACUAG
Molecule: messenger RNA, 456 nt
Organism: Colletotrichum lupini
Lineage: Eukaryota; Fungi; Ascomycota; Sordariomycetes; Glomerellales; Glomerellaceae
Exons: 3
Coding region: 1-456 (151 amino acids)
Source: RefSeq, a predicted model, not a curated record